AUGUCGAUCAAUUACGCACAGGCUUUAUCACCGUACGAAAACAAGGGAGCAGUUGGUAUGCCAGAGGUGCGAUUCAUUCCUAUAAAAGAUUUCACGAGUAGCUUGCAUUGUAAAACAAACGUUCCAGUUUCUACAAAAAAUCAAGUCACUAGAAAGAUGUCCAAAGGACGUAUUUCAACUUCUGCUGGAAUCCCCGAUUUCCGGGGUCCUAACGGUGUGUGGACCACCGAGAAGGAUGGUCGUGUGCCAGAAAGUGUUGAUUUCACACAUGCUCGUCCUACAUUCACACACCAUGCUCUUCGAGUACUUGAAGAGAGAGGUCUUAUUAGGUGUGUAAGGCUUUUUUUCUCCUCCAUACCUCGUUUAAAUGUUCAAGGUAACACUUUUUGUUGUUGUGUGGGCAAGCAUUAUUAUCGAAACUUCGCUAUUGGGAGUGUUGGUCUGAAGUACACUGGUCGUACGUGUGAAGGUAAUCCAAGUGGUCGUACUUGUCGCGGACGGUUGCGUGAUACCACUCUUGAUUGGGAAGAUAAUACGUCAAGUUUGUUUCAGAAUGCGGAUCUAUCACUGUGCUUGGGAACGUCACUCCAAAUUGUACCGGUUGGCGACAUGCCACUUUUAGCAAAGCGAAAUGGUGGAAAAAUGGUAACUGUGAACUUGCAAGCUACAAAACAUGUGUCGUCUGAAAAAGUCUGUUUCCUUUACAUUAGAAUUCGCAACUUUUCUUCCAUACGAAUUUGCUCUUCUGGAGGCGCAAAUGUAGCUAGAGAAGACGGUAUUUACCUGUCGUUCUAUUGA
Molecule: messenger RNA, 798 nt
Organism: Angiostrongylus costaricensis
Lineage: Eukaryota; Metazoa; Nematoda; Chromadorea; Rhabditida; Metastrongylidae
Source: the annotation of a GenBank genome assembly